GACAUGUGGAGAACAAGCGUGUGUGAAGGGUGUAAUGAGCUCAUUCAGGACAGGUACAUGCUCCGCGUGCAGGAUGGACUGUGGCACGAGCGCUGUCUGCACUGCGCUUCAUGCAGCGAGCCGCUGAAAAACACCUGCUUUCUCCGCAAUAAAACCCUGUACUGCAAGCAAGACUACCAAAAGUUGUUUUUGGUGCGGUGCAAAGGUUGUGCAGAGGUCAUCUCUCCGGCCGAUCUGGUGAUGCGAGCAGGCACUGCCGUGUUCCACCUGCGAUGUUUCUGCUGCGGCGUGUGUUCCUGCAGACUGCAGAAGGGGGACCGCUGUGUGCUCAUGGGGGACAGGCUGCUUUGUGCCAGAGACUAUCACAACAUACUGGCUAGCCCCAUCAACUCAGACUCAGGUAAAACCGAAGAUGAAGAGGAUGAAGAUGAGGAAGGCAACAUUGAUACAGGGCCCAGAAACACACCUGCAGACGAAGAGCACAAGAGACCUAAAAGGCCUCGUACCAUCCUCACAACACAGCAGAGACGAGCUUUCAAAGCUUCAUUUGAGGUCUCGUCCAAGCCAUGUCGAAAGGUAAGGGAGACGCUGGCAGCAGAGACAGGACUGAGCGUACGAGUCGUUCAGGUCUGGUUCCAGAACCAAAGAGCCAAGAUGAAAAAACUGGCACGAAGACAACAACAGCAAAAGCAAAGUGUGUCCCCUCAGGAGAAAAGAGACAGUCAAGCACAACACACGGCGCCCUCUUGUGGAGCCCUACCCACUGAACUCGAAUGUACCGGCUCAUAUGUCUCCUUGUCCCAGCAGAACAUCAAUCUAGAGUCAUACAGCUUCAAACUAGACCCCUUUAGACAGGGUCUCACCCCUCCUCAGAUGCCUGGAGACCACAUGCAUCCCUAUGGUUGUGACACUCUCUUUGACAAUGCAAACAGUGACCCUCUUUGUCACUUUGAAGACUGUCCGUCAAGGAGCGAUCCCUCCCUGUUAACACCCAUUGACCGAUUGUAUUCAAUGCAAGAUUCGUACUUUACAUCUUGAGCGCUGUCAAGUGUUUAUUUCCAAAAUGAGAUAACUCUGUUUUUAAAAUGUUUAAAAAUCAUGUUUUUUUAUUAUAUUCCAAAUAAUAUCAAUCAAAAUGCAGUUUGUUUGUUUUGAUUUAAGCCAUAAUAAAAAAAUACAGCUAACUAACACAAUAAAAACAUGAUAACAAAAUAAAAAUCACGAUUUUGGGUUUUUUAAACAGAGUUAUCUAAUUUUGUAAAUAAACUCUUCAUAUAUUUACUGUGUAUAUAUGUAUGCAUGUAUGAAUGUGUUUGUGCAGCUUCUGAGUGUAUUUUGCAUUUGCAUGUAUCAGGACUCUUAGAUGGUGGUGAAUGAAAUGGUCAUGUAUACUGUGAAAAAAAACAUUUCUGUCUUGUUUGUAUUUAUUAUGGUUUGUGUGUGCUCUGGAUUGCAUUAUAAUAAAAUGAUAAUUGGAAAAAAGUUAUCCAAAAUGUUGAACUUA
This is a messenger RNA of Triplophysa dalaica, 1504 nucleotides long. RefSeq names its product LIM homeobox transcription factor 1, alpha (gene lmx1a). Gene Ontology annotation, molecular function: RNA polymerase II transcription regulatory region sequence-specific DNA binding; DNA-binding transcription factor activity, RNA polymerase II-specific. NCBI's taxonomy places the organism in Eukaryota, Metazoa, Chordata, Actinopteri, Cypriniformes, Nemacheilidae. Gene Ontology annotation, cellular component: nucleus. The transcript has 7 exons. Gene Ontology annotation, biological process: regulation of transcription by RNA polymerase II; neuron differentiation. The record is from RefSeq and is a predicted model, not a curated record. Bases 4 to 1038 code for a protein of 344 amino acids.